AUACUGAAGGAUGCAACCGUAUUGACCUCAUUAUUGAAAAAUAUUAGGGCUGUCUCCAGCAGCUGUGAGUCAAGACCUUGUCAUGAAAACAUGCAAAAGCGCAGACAGAGUUGAUCGAGUUCUUUCUUAGCAAAUUGUUGUUGUCAUGUCAUGCUCACAUGCUGGAAUCUCUUAUGAAGCUAGCAGAAACGCCUAUCCUCUUAUAUUGCAACAUUUUACUGAUUGCUAAGGAUAUUAUUGUAUCAGAAAUUGGAGUUACAAAAGAAGACGAAAGAAGCCAAAAUCGCGCUUGAUUGAUUGGAUUUUCUACUUUUUAAUUUAUCUACGGAAGAUGGUGCAUAACGACAUUGAGGAUAUGUUAGAUCACUUGAGAAGGAUUAAGAGUCGAGGUGAUAUGAAUGUUGUCAAGAUUGAGACACUUGAAAUGGAGCUAAGAUUUUUGAGAACCUUUAUCAAGUACCCUCAUGCUCUUUUGCCUGAUUCUUUAGUAGAAAUCAGAAAGAAGGCCAAAUUGAUUGUGGAAAUGCUUCACUCGGUUUUUGGUGGAAUUUCAGGUGAAUACAAAACUAGUCUUAAUGUGGAAAGGCUAGUAUCAGAGUUGCAGGAAUUCAGUGAAGAUAGCGGUACCAGUUUAAUAUACAACGUUGAACUGAAUGAUUCGUAUAUGUUGGAAUAUAUGGAUUACCUUGACCAGAAUCUAAAUGAUGCACCGAGGUACUUGGUUCGAUCUGUCGCUUUUUUCGCGGAAAAAAUCAAUAUCCUACAGAAGACAGAUAGAUACUUAAGGAAAGUCAAAGUCAUUCAAAACAAAAUAAGGUUUAUAAGAUACUUAUAUGGUGCAGAGAUAAAUGGUAAUUAUGUCGACCGUGAGAAGUUGGAAGGUAUGCAGGCUCGGAUACAGUUCAUGGCUGACAAUGUUCGACAGUUCUGUCUUGAUCUUUGGGUGAAAGAGGAUGGAGAUGAUACAUCUAAUAUCGAGAGUGAGCCUCAUUAUCUAUUAUGCUUGGUUAUGAUAUUGGAGAUGGAAAUGAAAAAGAUUUUUCUCAGUGAACUAAAGGCGUCAAAGUUUACUCAAUCAAGAACUUUCAAGGACAAGAAAUUACCAAAAGGAUUUUCAUAUCAACUCCACUGUCUUCUGGUGUAUCUUAGAGAUAAAAAGCUUGAUAACUUUCCCCCUAUUGUCUCUGCUCGAAACAUUGAUGUGGCAAUAGAGUUCAUGUUAGUUUUUCUCGGCGAUAUACCAAAUCAUGUUAUUAAUGGUAAUAGGUUGAAUGAACUCUUAGAAAAGGUUGGAGUUCUUGCCGGCGACAUACUUUGUGUAAUUCAAAUGCAGCUUCUUUCAGGAUCGACAAUCAAAGAUGAUGCGAGCAAGAUUGAUCUUGGCACGAUACAGAUAUUAGAGAAAAUUGAAGAUCUAAAGGCACAAGUGGAAGAGAGGUACUACAGAUCCGUUAUAUACAGACCAUCUCAGUUUCCGACAGUUGGUGGAUUGAGCUUUCUGGAUUCUCUCCUAAGGAAAUUGAAUGAGAUGUUGAAAUCUGAAUCAGGUUUAGAUUUCAUGUUGAAGCCUUAUAUUGUCAUUUUAGAGAAAGAGCUCUCAUAUCUAACAUCUGUUUUCAGAAAUGUUGCAAAGGUGCAGCAUGAACAUGAAAUUCUUAAAGAUCUUCAGAGGCGUACUAUCAAUUUGGCAUAUGAAGCUGAAGUUUCCAUUGACUCUAUACUUGCUCAGUGUAAUGCUCUUUGGUAUCUUUUUUGCUCACUUCCUGCAAUCGUAAAAGAGAUCAAGAAUAUUCGUGAGAAGGUGACUGAGAUGAGGUUUAAGAACCUCCUUUCUCUUAAGCCCUGCUCUGUGAUAGAUCCAUCUAAGCAUCUGCCAAUUCAACAUAGCAAUCUUAGGUAUGAUGAGGAGAUAGUGGGCUUUGAGAAUGACACAAAAAAUAUACUUCGGCUUCUGAUUCGAGGAACAAAUGAGCUAGAUGUCAUCCCAAUUGUUGGGAUGGGAGGACAAGGUAAAACUACGAUUGCUAGAAAGGUGUAUAAUAAUGACAACGUCAUCUCUCAUUUUGAUGUUCAAGCAUGGUGCAUCAUUUCCCAAAUACAUAACCGGAGAGAGCUGUUACAAGAGAUUUUCAGUCAAGUUACCGGGUCCAAGUACAAGGUUGAUGAGGUUGGCGAACUUGCUGACCUAUUGAGGAAAAGCUUAGUGGGAAAGAGAUACCUCAUUGUCUUGGAUGAUAUAUGGGAUGGUAUGGCGUGGGAUGACUUAAGAUUGUCUUUCCCAGAUGGUAGAAAUGGAAGUAGAAUAGUAGUGACAACUCGACUUGACAAAGUGGGUGAGGAUGUCAAGCACCAUAGUGAUCCGUAUUUCCUUCCAUUCCUCACACCCGAAGAGAGUAGGGAAUUGUUGCAGAAAAAAGUGUUUCAAAAUGAAGCUUGCCCACCUGAACUAGACGAUGUGAGUCUAGAUGUUGCAAGAAGAUGCAAAGGGCUGCCACUAGUGGUUGUCUUGGCAUCUGGAAUAAUUAAAAAGAAGAAAACGGAAGAAUUUUGGUGGCAUGAGGUUAAAGAUGCUCUAUUUUCCUAUCUUGAUUGUGAGACUGAAGACUAUAGUCGGGAAACUAUGCAGUUAAGUUAUGAUAACUUACCCGAUUAUUUAAAGCCUUGCUUUCUUUACAUGGGGAUGUUUCCAGAGGACGCAAGAAUUCGAGUGUCUAAAUUGAUAAGUUUAUGGAUCGCGGAGGGUUUCGUGCAGAACAUUGAAUCUGAGAGAUUAAUGGAAGAGACAGCUGAAGGUUACUUGAUGGAUCUCAUUAGCAGUAACGUUGUAAUGGUUUCAAAGAGAAGAUAUAACGGUAAAGUCAAAUACUGCCAGCUUCAUGAUGUAGCGCUUCACUUUUGCUUGGAGAGGAGUAGACAAGAAACGUUUAUGUUGGCAGUGAAGGAGCAUUAUAGAGACUUUCAAACUUCCAUUUGGAAGGAAAGUCGAGUGAGCUUCAGUUUCAGUACUGAGCUUUCUGAGAUUGCAUUACUAGGCUCUAGAACGCGGAAGCCUUUCCACCAACAUGUGAGAUCACUUAUGACCAAUGGAACAGAAUUCUUAGAUUGGAAUCCCUUCCGUCAGGUUAGUGAGUUGAGACUUCUUAAGGUCCUGAAUUUGAGUUCUCAUUUAGUGAUUGCUUUGUCGUCAGCUACACUGAAACCACUAAUUCACCUGAAGUACCUUGCAGUUUUCACAUGUGAAUUUGAUUUUCAUCCAGAAUCACAUUUUCCCCAUCUAGAAACUUUAAUUGUGAAGCGUUUUUCAGCGAGUAUCAUAUCUUCAGUGUUACCGACUUUUUGGAAGAUGGAAAAAUUAAGGCUUGUUGAGAUUACCAAUGCUGUUUUUCAUUUGGAUAACGAUAAGCACCGGAUCUUUGAAGAAUCCCCUAAAUUGGUAAAUUUGAGGACAUUAAGGCGAGUUAAAUUUCCAAUUGGUGAUACUGAUAGAGUGGAUAUGUUAUUACAGAGGUGUCCUAAUCUUCAAAAACUUGACAUCAUUAUUUCAGGCUGUAAAAAUUCUUCAAGGAUAUGUCCCAGAUUGGAGAAUCUUACUCAGCUUCAAAUACUGCGCCUUUCCUUUCACCCGUACCAAAGGAUAUCCAAGUUACACUUGCCUUCAAAUAUAAAGAAGCUGGUACUAAGCGGUACCCUUACAGAAAGUGCGAUUUGUUUCAUUGCGGGACUAUCAAGUCUGGAGUAUCUCCAUUUAGUGGAUUUUUAUUAUGAGUCGGAAGAGUGGUGCCUUGGAGAUACGACGUUCCAUAAACUUAAGUUCUUGAAACUGGAGGAAUUAUAUGUCUCAAAGUGGGAUGCCUCAGAGGAAUCUUUUCCCCAGCUAGAAACACUUGUUAUAAAACAGUGUGAAUAUCUCGAGGAGAUCCCCCUUAGCUUUGCAUAUAUUCAAACACUGAAACAGAUUAAGUUGAUAUGGUGCAACAACAAUAAAUCUCUGGUGGCUUCAGCUGUGAGAAUUAAGGAAGAAGUCGAAGAGAAUGAAGCAACGGACCGUAUUGACCUCAUUAUCAAAAAACAUGAGGGCUAUCUCUGGCAGUUGUGAGUCAAGUUCACAAAAACAUGGUUGAUCUCAAACUAACGACGGUGUGUUUUUGUUUGGGAAUUGCUAAGAUACCUGCAGCAAAAGCACAGACAGAGUUGAUGGAGUUCUUUCUUAGCAAAUUGUUGUAGUCAUGUCAUGCUCUCAUGCUGGAAUCUCUUAUGAAGCUAGCAGAAACGCCUAUCCUCUUAUUUUGCGACACUUUACUGAUUGCUAAGGUUGUCUUUUGAUUGAUCAAUAUAGACUUUGAAUAAUUUUGUCAUGUUCCUCUUUUUCUGUAUGUUUCAUGUAGUUCUUCACUGUGAUAUCUUGAUGCCCUCUGUAAACAUCAUGUAUUUCUUAUGAAGUAAUAUAAUUUUAGAA
Nicotiana tabacum (common tobacco) is the source of this 4456-nucleotide messenger RNA. The record is from RefSeq and is a predicted model, not a curated record. Lineage: Eukaryota; Viridiplantae; Streptophyta; Magnoliopsida; Solanales; Solanaceae.